Molecule: messenger RNA, 1170 nt
Organism: Pteronotus mesoamericanus
Lineage: Eukaryota; Metazoa; Chordata; Mammalia; Chiroptera; Mormoopidae
Product: isocitrate dehydrogenase [NAD] subunit gamma, mitochondrial-like
Exons: 1
Coding region: 1-1170 (389 amino acids)
Biological process (GO): isocitrate metabolic process; tricarboxylic acid cycle
Cellular component (GO): mitochondrion
Source: RefSeq, a predicted model, not a curated record
AUGAUCAUGGCAGUGAAGAUGCUGCCUGCCGUCAGCUGCUUUAUGAAGGCCAUGUUCCGACCUGCAACUCUGGGCUGUUCUUGGGAGAUUUUGCUUGGCCAUGCAACCUCACUGAGGAGCUUCUCAUUUCAAUACAAUAUUCCUCUGUCAGCCAAGUAUGGUGGACGGCACACUGUCACCAUGAUUCCUGGGGACGGCAUCGGACCUGAACUUAUGCUGCAUGUCAAGACUGUGUUCAGGUAUGCGUGCGUGCCUGUGGACUUUGAGGAGGUAAUCAUUAAUUCUACUUCCCGUGAAGAGGAUGUUCACAAUGCCAUCCUGGCAGUCCGUCGAAACCGUGUGGCCUUGAAGGGCAACAUAGAAACUGACCACAGCCUGCCACCAUCUCACCAAUCCAAGAACACCGUAUUUCGCACUGCCCUUGAUGUCUAUGCUAAUGUCAUCCAUUUUAAGAGUCUGCCAGGUGUGGAGACCCGGCAUAAGAACGUAGACAUCUUUGUUGUUCGGGAAAACACAGAGGGUGAAUACAGCAACCUGGCAUACGAGAGUGUCAAGGGAGUGAUAGAGAGCCUAAAGAUCAUUACGGAGGCCAAGUCCCUGCGUGUUGCUGAAUAUGCCUUCCAGCUGGCCCAGGAGAAGGGGCGCAAGAAAGUGACCGCUGUGCACAAGGCCAACAUCAUGAAACUGGGAGAUGGUCUCUUCCUCCACUGUUGUAGGGAGGUGGCGUCCCGCUAUCCUCAGAUCACCUUUGAAGCCAUGAUUGUGGAUACCACCACCAUGCAGCUGGUAUCCCGGCCCCAGCAGUUUGACGUCAUGGUGAUGCCCAAUCUUUAUGGCAACAUUGUCAACAAUAUUUGCACAGGGUUGGUUGGGGGGGCAGGCCUCGUACCUGGUGCCAACUAUGGCACCACGCAUGCAGUGUUUGAAACAGCUGCACGGCAGUCAGUCAAGAGCAUAGCCAAUAAGAACGUGGCAAACCCUACUGCUGUGCUGCUGGCAGGCUGUAUCAUGCUGGAUUACCUCCAGCUCCACUCCUAUUCCACCUCCAUUCGUUCUGCGGUCCUGGCAUCUCUGAAGAACAAAGGUGUCUGUACUCCAGACAUUGGAGGCAAGGGUACCACAUUGGAUGCCAUUAAUCAUAUCAUCAGCCACAUCAAAGAGGUCAAUUAA